Molecule: messenger RNA, 519 nt
Organism: Zymoseptoria tritici IPO323
Lineage: Eukaryota; Fungi; Ascomycota; Dothideomycetes; Mycosphaerellales; Mycosphaerellaceae
Exons: 4
Coding region: 43-519 (158 amino acids)
Source: RefSeq, a predicted model, not a curated record
GAGCCGCCACGCCGGCAACAUCGCAACACGCAUAUAUUGACCAUGCCUCCUGCCACCGACCACUCCGCACUGCUAGAUCAGCUGCAAGCACAAGUAAAUCUCGUGCUCGAACAAACCGGACGAGUUUUCGCGGCCAUCAGCUCGAACCCCAAGGCGAAGCCCUCGUCUCAACUCACCAAGCUCAAGCACGUGGUCCCUGUCGCCUCGAGCCGAUUUCACGAGACUCUCGAUCAGCUAGAGAGCGAAUUGCAAUUAGCGGCUCUCGUGAUGCGUCGGGACCUCGCUGUAUGCAGAGAGCAGUCCGGCGUUAUCGCUCCUGAACCGACUGCUGCUGUGACUGCAGCUGCACCUGAGACGGUCUCAGAACAGCAGUCCAGCCCAGAUGCGAAGCAAACCGUGCAGUCGAUGAGUUCUUCAAUACCACCACCAACACGGGCGAUGGAAGUGGUGGUGGAAAUGGCGGUAUGGAUCAGCAGGGUGCGGCGGGCGAGCAGAGAGAUUCCACCUUUGAUGAUUUGA